Chlamydomonas reinhardtii is the source of this 3200-nucleotide messenger RNA. RefSeq lists its product as uncharacterized. The transcript is spliced from 13 exons. Bases 588 to 2099 code for a protein of 503 amino acids. Gene Ontology annotation, molecular function: mRNA binding. Lineage: Eukaryota; Viridiplantae; Chlorophyta; Chlorophyceae; Chlamydomonadales; Chlamydomonadaceae. The record is from RefSeq and is a predicted model, not a curated record. Gene Ontology annotation, cellular component: cytosol.
AUUAUGCAUGCUACACACCGCUUGUGAUCAUUAUAGGGCGCAACUAAGAAGGUCUUACCAUAUUUCUUCUGAAGCCGUCGCAAAAGCUUAAACAUGCAUCACAGCCACAUAAUAGUUACGCUUAAGCUAAUGAAGCUACUUAUCGCAAUUUAGACGGCCAGCAAGUACACCUGAGGCCGUUGUGCACGGAUUGCGAGCUUCUGCGCGCGUGCAGGAGUGCAAACGCGAUGUUAAUAUAUCAUGUGUCAUCCUGGGUUGUAGCAGGACUGCAUUUGCAUGGCGUGCACCCCUUGCAGGAAGUGCUUCCGGAGCCUGCUGCUGGCCUCGACCCUAUGCAGCCUUGGCAAGUGUAUCCUAAGAGACCAUUCGAUCAGCUGCCUCGACCACAAACGCUGGACCGAACCGCCUCCGCCAUCGGGUGCAUCGUAUUUUGCCCCAUGCGGCGCAAAGCAAUAUAGGCUCGACCAGAACAUUGCCCUGUCCUCAUAGCCUGCCGCCCGAACCAUAUCUUUCAGGGCAGUGCGGAUGAAGCUGUGAAUAAGAGCAGCGCAGUAUCAGGCUCCGAAGCGGGCAUUAGUCCCUGAAUCAUGGCCGAGGUCGACUCUCCGCCCGGGAGCCGCCUGUUCAUCGUCUGUGGCAAGAAUGUCGAGGCUGAGACGCUGCAGGUUGCUUUCCGCCCUUUCGGCAAUGUCCAGAACGUGAAGGUCAUCCGCGAGAAGGGAGUUGCGUAUGUGAAGUAUGACAAGGCUUCCUCUGCUGCCCUGGCGAUGGAGAACCUUAACGGGGCUGUGCUGAACAACGGCCGGGGCCCGAAGCUCAAGGUGCUGCUGGCGGAGGCCCCGAACACCUCGCGGGGCAUGCACCCUCCGAGGCCCGCCGAGCAGGAGAUUAGCUCGGACCCGGACAACAUUCCGCCGCGUUCGCGUCUGUUCAUCGUUGUGCCCAAGCAGGCCGAGCCGCAGCAGAUCAACGACGCUAUCGCCAUCUAUGAUGGCCUGGAGUACUGCAAGACGGACCUGGUCGCGGCCAAGGGUGUCGUCUUCUGCAAGUUCACCAAGGCGUCGUUCGCGCUGCGCGCACUGGAGGAUGUAACCGGGCGUGGCACGGUUGGCCCCUACAAGGUCAAGUGCAUGCUGGCGGAGCCGAAGACCAAGCGCGGCCGCGGCGACGGCUCGCCCCAGGAUAUGUUUUCGCCGCUGACCCAGGCGACAAAGCUGGACUACGGCAUCAACCACCACCUGCCCCCGGACGCCUCGCACAUGGGGCCUCUGGAUCUGCCGAUGGGCCACGGCCUGUCUCCCUCCCAGAUCGGCGUGCCGGACUACGGCGCUAUCAGCGGCCUAGGCGGUCUGGGUGGCCUGGGCAGCUUUCACAACCUGGGCGAUGCCAACCUGGCCAACAUGCAGUCGCACUUGUCGGCGCAGGUGGGCGCGCUCGGCUUCAACAUGAGCCUGGGCAGCCUGCACAACAGCUCCACGGUGACGCCACACGACUCGCCCACGCUGAGCAAGCAGCGCUUGUUCGUGGUGGUGCAUAAGACCGUGAACCAGGACGUGCUGGCGCGCCUGUUCCGGAAGUUCAACGGCAUGGAGUACUGCGACCUGAAGAAGGACCCCGCGACCGGCCGCUCCAAGGGCUUCUGCUUCGUCAACUACUCCACUCCGGAGGCCGCGGCCGCCGCGAUCGCGCAGCUAAACGGCAUUGAGUUCCCGCCGCACUCGAACCAGCGCCUGAAGGUCAUGUACGCGGAGCAGCUGGGCGUGCGCAACAGCAACGUCAACGCGCCCGGCUCGGCCUCGCACACCUCGACUGGCCACCACGCGGCGGCUGCGGCUGCCGCUGCACACGCUGCUGGCGGCGCGCGCAGCCCCAUGGCCAUGUCGCUGCAGACCAGCAGCCCCAGCCCCGUGCACACCCCGCUGUCGCCGGCGGUGAACCUGAGCCCGGAGGCGCACGUGGCGUCGGUGCAGGAGACGCUGGCGAACAUGUCGAUGCCUCGCGUGGGCUCGACCAACGGCGUGCAGGAGGAGCUGGAGCGCCGCAUGGCCUCGCCCAUCUCUAGCGUGGCGAGGGAGCUGAUGUUCAACGUGGCGGCAUGACAAUCCCAGGAGAGAUCCGAGUUCCGCUCCGCUAUGGUGUGCCAGGAGUUGGUGGCACGCAUCGGGAGUGUUCCGGGGCAGGCGGGAGCGUGUCGGGGCACCGAGGCUGAGCCGCCGAGGGUACCGUCCGAGAUAUGCUAUCAAUAGGAGAGAAGACCGAGAGGCAGCGCUAGCAUGCUUGAGCUGCGAGUCGAGUGCGAGGGAUUUUGGAGGCCGCGGUGGUGCGCGGCGCUUGCCGAACACCGCGCGUGCGAGUUUGAUCCUUGUCCACCCAUUGAGAAGACGACAUCAUGUUUUGUGUCAGCGCACGAGGCAUGCGGCCGCUGAUGAUGGGCCGGUGUAGGCAUGCCUGCCGCAACCUGCCAUCGUGCGGGAGGUGGAGAGGUGAGGCACACCGGUUUUAGGGGCGGUGUGUCGCGUGCGCUGCUCCCAUGUAGGCGGGAGAGUAAGGCAGGGCAGGAGCAGCAGGUGCAGGUGCAGCAGCAGUAAGCGAUGGUCGGUUGGAAGCGCAGAUAGCAAAUAGUUUUGACGCCGGAUGAGGGAACGUGUCGAUCGUGUUCGGACUUAGUGCACCACCUCAAGUGCGCAUAACUGUGUAUAUUGGUUGUGUGCGUGUGGUAACGCGGCAAGGUUGAGCAGGAUGAUUCACAGGUUAGCCACAAGACGGAGAAAUCGUGGGAUAGAUGCCGCGGGUAGCUGUCUGGCAAGUAUUGCAUGGUAGGUGCGUAGCUUGUCGUGGUCAUUGACAUAGGCUUCUUAGCAUGCGCCCUGCGACGACCCGUAGGCUAGAGGCGCGGAUAGGGCUAACACUGAUUAUAUCCAAAAAUCAAAACACAGGCAGGACGAGCAUGACCGCAACUGUCGUUGAGCCUGGUACAACUUGUGGUUGACUUCGAGGGCACGCAAAGAUGUAGGCGGGCUGGUGAAUGUGUGUUUGCACAAGUCGUGCGCUCACAAGGAUGAGGAAUGUAGGAGGAGAGGGCAGCUUCCCCAUAUGGAAGGUCCUGUAGAGUGGGACGCUGGUGCGUCGUGGAUGCUUGCUGCGCAAGCGUCGGACUGGUGGUGUCUCGAGCAGCUUUGACUGUAAGUACGCCAGCCGGG